Molecule: messenger RNA, 1659 nt
Organism: Nematostella vectensis (starlet sea anemone)
Lineage: Eukaryota; Metazoa; Cnidaria; Anthozoa; Actiniaria; Edwardsiidae
Product: replication stress response regulator SDE2
Exons: 6
Coding region: 107-1309 (400 amino acids)
Cellular component (GO): nucleus
Source: RefSeq, a predicted model, not a curated record
AACAUUUCGUGAAAGUAGCACUUUCUGGUUGCUUAUCAAACUCGUCUUCCUACUUUUUUACUACAAAUUAUAAAAGUCGUUGUUUUCUUUUCUUAUUUAUACCGCCAUGUCUGCUUUUUUAUACUCACCAGAUGGAAAAGUAUGUUGUAUUUCGAAUUUGGGGUACAUAAAUGGCCAGGAAAUCGCCAAUCUAACAAAACAGAGGACUAUCAAAGAUUUCUACCUCCUACACAAUGGCCAUUUAGUGUUCCCAUCAGAUGGGAUCCUCCUAGCACCAGAUGACACUUUGAGGAUUAUACCACGUUUGGUUGGAGGAAAGGGAGGUUUUGGGUCUAUGCUUAGGGCCAUUGGUGCUCAGAUUGAGAAGACAACAAGCAGAGAAGCUUGCAGGGACCUCAGUGGAAGAAGAAUGAGGGAUGUAAAUGAUGAGAAAAAGAUUACGGAGUGGGUAGCAAAGCAGGCUGAGAGAGAGCGGGAGGCUGCUCGUCGUAAACAAGAGAAAAUGGAAAAAAGAAGAUCACUACCCAAGCACAAUUUUGAUGAUGCAAGUUACACCCAACAGAUCCAGGAGAAUGCUGGAAAGAUAGAAGAUGCUUUAAAACAAGGUCUCAAAGCAUCUACAUCAGAACCCUCCACUUCUAGUGCAGGAAGCAAGCGUACAGGCCCUAGCAAAGGUCCAGCCACCAAGAAGAAAAAAGUGUGGUUGGGAAUGGAUGAUUUGGAGGAUGAGAGUGAAGAAGAUAUAUCUGACGAGGAGUACAACAGGAUACACCAAGACAUGCCAGGAACAUCAACCUCUACAUCAACAGAAGAAACACAGACAUCAGCUAUCAUCUCAACAGAAAACACAACAGCAACUGAAGCAUCUACAUCUCACAAAAUAGACCCUCACACUAAAACAACCAAAACUGAAGAUGAGCCCUUGGCACAACGAGUUGACCAGGAAGUCGGUGAGACAGUACAAAGCUCUUCAUGUAUAAUUUCUGAGAGCUUGGUAGAGUCUGAGCGGCCUGAUAGUGAUAGAAGUGACUCAACUGAGGGUGACACCAUGCCAAGCAAGGGGAGUGAAACUGCAAAAUGUGACCAGGACAAGCCUUUCUGCAUUGAUGAGUACAAUUCUGCAACUGAACUUGAGAAUCUAGGCUUGGAAUGUCUUAAACAGCACCUUAUGUCUCUGGGGCUGAAAUGUGGAGGGACACUACAAGAGAGAGCUCAAAGACUUUUUUUGACCAAGGGAGUGUCAUUGGAGAAAUUGGACCCAGCAUUGUUUGCAAAAGCAGCAAAACCAAAGAAAAAGCAAAAGAAGUGAUUUUACUUUGGUUUUAGCGCAUACUGAUACAAUCCUUUACAGUCCUUUACUUAUAUGCAUUAAGCAUUUUGUUUGAUUUUCCACAUCUUAGAGGAGCCUCAACUGAAAGUUCGAACCUCAUCUUGUUGAAUGUUAAAAAUAAGUGGGCAUGGUGUAGGAAUAUCAACCAAAUUGUCUUAAAAAUCCACUCUUAACACUUUUUAAUGUUAACAGUUUAUUUUCAUGCUCACAGAUAUAUAGCUACCAGUAAACAAACCUCUAUGCAUAUAUGAGGCAAUAAAUGAAAAAUAUAUAUUUUUUCUUUAUACAUAUUUUUUACACCAAACGUAGAAUAAAAUAGCCUGAAUGCA